CAUUCCCAUUGGUCAGUUAUGUCUUUCAGGAAGAUAUGCUUUGGUGUGCAUGUUCUACCUGACACACACCUAUACACAGAAAAAAAUAAAUAAAUUUUUAAUGCAACAUACACACAGAGGUCAUGCCUGUGCAUUCAAGAAGGUUAUCAAAGUUACAGACUGAGAACAAGAAGAGGAUGAGGUUGGCACUGAUCAUCAUCUGCUGUGUGCUGCUGAUCUCAGUGAUCCUGGCACUAGGAAUACACUACAUCGUCAGAUACGUAAACUCGACGUUUUACUUCUGCGCUCGGUCGCUGGCGUUUGUUCCCAUUGAAAACGCCUGUGAUGGGAAGAUGGACUGUGAUGCUGGAGAGGACGAGCUGAACUGUGUGUCCAGCCUGAGGAUCAACACCAUAUAUCCAGUGAGGUUGAUGGGCGAGAGUUUGAUUUUGCAGGUUUUUGUGAACAACGAAACCUGGAGCACUGUGUGUGCAGACAACUGGAGGACGCAACACACUCGAUUAGCCUGCCAGCAACUGGGUUACACACAGCACAAAAUCCAUCCAUCUACCUCCAGCUGGAUGAUAGAUGAAGCUCAGCUGAGUAUCAUCAUUGUACCACGGAGUAUACAAGUGCCCGUGAAGAGUCUACAUCACGACCUACAGACUGCGUUCGGUGUGGUGAACGACGAGGGCCAAGAUGCGAGUGCAAGCAUUCAAAGUGUACUCACUAUGAAAGAUGAGUGCAACUCCGGCUCGGUCAUAUCAUUGUCUUGCUCAGACUGUGGUGAGGUGGUUGGUGAAGACCGGAUCGUUGGUGGUACAGACACGACCAUAGAAUCGUGGCCAUGGCAGGUCAGUUUGCACUGGGACACACAGCAUGUGUGUGGAGGAUCGCUGAUCUCGACACGAUGGCUAAUCAGUGCUGCCCACUGCUUCACUGGAAGAACCAAAGAACUGAGCCAGUGGACUGUGGUUUUAGGCCAAACCUAUAUAACCUCAUCUGGGGCUGUGUCAGUGGAGAACAUCGUGCUAAACCAAGCCUACAACAACGUGACCCAUGAUUAUGACAUCGCCAUGGUUCGACUCACCUACGAUGUUCUUCCUGGAGCCUCUAUCCAUCCAGUCUGCCUGCCCCCAUACCAGCUGUCAAUCAUGGUGGGGGACGACCUUUUUGUGACGGGAUGGGGCGUACUACAUGAAGACGGCCAGCUGUCAGAUGUUCUGCAGAAGGCCACGGUUCCUCUGAUCGACACGUCGGUAUGUUCCAGUGCAUCCAUCUACGGCUCUGCCGUCACUCCCAGGAUGCUGUGCGCCGGCUUUCUGAAAGGAGGAGUAGAUUCCUGUCAGGGGGAUAGUGGGGGUCCGCUGGUUUUCCUGUCAUCCCGGUGGCACUUGGUUGGCGUAGUGAGCUGGGGAAGCGGCUGUGCCCGUAAAGGUCUGCCUGGAGUUUACACUGAUGUCAGACAGCUACUGAACUGGAUUUACAGCACCAUGGAGCAAUACCCUUAAGAACUUGAUGCAAUGGAAGCCUGCAUUGGUCCAGGAAGAUGGGACACACAAUGUUUAGCUGGAUAUCUGGAUAACGGUUAGCAUAAUAGAAACAUGCUCAUGCUUAUUGGUGUAUUGUGGUGGAUGAUAUAAAUUUUUAAAAAAAUAUCGGGCCUUUGGGGUGUUUUUUAAUUUAUUUUAGUGUUUGGAUCAGUGGUGUGUGUUAAAAAUAUAUAGAGCUCAUAAUUGUACCAUGCCUUUUCUUUUAUCACCAUCACACUGAAAACUUAUAAAUAAAUAUUUCAAUAAAGAGAUUUAAGAAUUAAAUUGA
This is a messenger RNA of Tachysurus fulvidraco (yellow catfish), 1800 nucleotides long. It is a transcript of the gene tmprss4b, whose product is annotated as transmembrane serine protease 4b. Gene Ontology annotation, cellular component: membrane. Lineage: Eukaryota; Metazoa; Chordata; Actinopteri; Siluriformes; Bagridae. Gene Ontology annotation, biological process: proteolysis. The coding region runs from base 123 to 1490 and encodes 455 amino acids. The record is from RefSeq and is a predicted model, not a curated record. The transcript is spliced from 12 exons. Gene Ontology annotation, molecular function: protein binding; serine-type endopeptidase activity.